Messenger RNA from Fopius arisanus, 806 nucleotides. RefSeq names its product U7 small nuclear RNA associated Lsm10 (gene Lsm10). Lineage: Eukaryota; Metazoa; Arthropoda; Insecta; Hymenoptera; Braconidae. The record is from RefSeq and is a predicted model, not a curated record. The transcript has 3 exons. Gene Ontology annotation, molecular function: histone pre-mRNA DCP binding; U7 snRNA binding. Gene Ontology annotation, cellular component: cytoplasmic U snRNP body; nuclear body. Bases 256 to 711 code for a protein of 151 amino acids. Gene Ontology annotation, biological process: mRNA 3'-end processing by stem-loop binding and cleavage.
AUUGUGAUUUGUUGACCUAAUAACAUAACGUUACGAUUGUCCAGACAUUAAUAUUUAUUAUUACAAAAUACCGAACGAUUAUAACUUUCUAUCGAACUCUCGAAAUCGGGCCUCCUCGGCUGUCAUGAACACCUCGUCGGUCAACGAAUUGUCAUAUAACCUGUCAUCUGUCAUUUUACGAACAUUUACUUUUUGUUGAACGCAGCCCUCAAUUCAUAGAUAUAUCAAUCUGAAUAAAACAUCCAAGUCUUUGCGAUGAAUUUUGACACAAAACCAUCCACUCGAGAACUUCAUUCUUUCCACAAUAGUCUCGCAAUUCUCCUAAAAGCAGUAGAAGGACACAAGACAACAGUUGAUUUGAGAAACGAGUCAUUCGUUUAUGGAACGGUUGAGCAGGCUGACGGGUUUAUGAACGUCGUGAUGAAGGAUUGCGUAUUCACAGAUCCCAGAGGUGACAGAUUUCCCUUCGACACGUUUUUCGUUCACGCCAGGAACAUCCGAUGUGUGCAGAUCCCGGCAAAUAUUCCAAUUAUUCCCGCCAUCAGACAUGAACUCGAGUCCAUUAAUCCCAUGUUCAGGAGGGAUAAUGUGGAGGUCAAACAGAAGAAGACUUUCAGGGAGAAGAGGAUUAAGGAUAAAUUGAAGGAUGACAAAGCUGCUGUACAGGAAAUUCUAUCGAAACAGGAGACUUCCGAUUCUGAGAGGCUAUAAGAUUUUUUAUAAAUUAGAUUAGCUGUUGUUGGUGAACUUGUAUAUUUUUGGAAAAAUAAUUUUCAUUAAAGCAAAUAUAGUUUUUUUUUCUAAUA